Aspergillus aculeatinus CBS 121060 is the source of this 627-nucleotide messenger RNA. RefSeq lists its product as uncharacterized. The record is from RefSeq and is a predicted model, not a curated record. Bases 110 to 511 code for a protein of 133 amino acids. The transcript has a single exon. NCBI's taxonomy places the organism in Eukaryota, Fungi, Ascomycota, Eurotiomycetes, Eurotiales, Aspergillaceae.
AUCCGAGCAUGAUGAUGGUGAUCGGGAAUCAAGGAAAACGCGAGAAGGGAACGAAUAAGCUCUUGUUAUCCAAGUUGACCGAUGAUCCGAUCGAUUGAUCCAGACGCCAAUGGCGAGACAAUGCCGGAGUACGGGGUUUUCAAAAAUGAAAAUGGUGUACGUUAUUGCGACCCAACGAGAGGUCGCUAAGUUAACUUCCCGACAAGGGAGCGAAACUGAUUCGUGGGUGUGCCAUUCCCGGGCAACGAACUUCUCCUCCACUGCCAUGCUUAAUGCCAAACCCAACUGGAGCCUCUGUCUUAUGUCAUUUCUCCUACAACUCCCGGUUUCACUGUCCUACAUAUGGCCAGCCUUCGAUAAAUCGUUCCGCAAGGAACGACCUGUUUCCCAUUGCUCGAGUCAGUCAGCAGCAUAUCGAGUCUCGGUAGACACGCAUUUGUUCCGAGGAAACAACCACCGCAGGUCGAAUACGGGACCCAACACGAGCUCCGUAAUACAAUUAUCGUCUUGACCUGUCGGCGAUCACGGCAAAUAUUCAACUGGCACCACAUCUACGAGCGUCUGGUGGCGGCCUAACGCUAUCAUUCCAUGAAAUCUCAGCAGCAUCACCUCCCGACCACAAACUCC